AUGUUCGCUUCCAAGGCCACCUGGCUGCCCUUCUUCGCCCUGGGCUAUGGUAUUUUAGCCACCCCUACGCCUCACGACACCAUCUCCUUCCAUGGCCUUUUCGACAUUACCUCAGAGUCUGUCCACAAUGUUCACCUCAAAUACAGCGACAGGGUCCCUCUUGGUGACGUCCGUGUUGUCUAUGGCGACUGCACCACGAUGAGCCCACAUGAUUUCCAUCACGAGGUAGCCUCGUUCUCCGCCAAGUCUGGGCUCACUCCUGAUCGCAUUGUGUGGGUAGUACCACAUGACAUCAUGGAAAACGGCUGUCUACACGCCUACUUCGAAAACGGGCUCGUUGGUCGGUCUGAGCCUGUCAAACUUUCCUCGCCUCUCAGUAAACGCCAGUCCUUGGAUGAGAUUGGCGACUCCAACGGUCUCUGGUUCAAUGGCGUGAAGUAUCUCAACUCCACCAAGAAGACUUCCGUCUCUGUCGAGGAGGCGAAGAACAAGAGGAUUGCCAUUGUCGGCGGUGGCAUGUCUGGACUGAUGACUAGUCUGCUUCUAACGUCUGUCGGCAUGACGAACUGGCACAUCACCGAGUCCACCGAACGCAUUGGUGGCCGCAUCCGCACCAAGUAUCUCAAUGGUUCAAAGCCUGAAGAUUACCAGUAUCAGGAGAUGGGACCCAUGCGUUUUCACCACACCAACGAGACCUUGGACAUCCAAGAUCACAAGCUCGUCUUCCAGCUGUCGGACGUGCUCAACGAGAUGAACGGCAACGACUCAGAGCUGGCCGUCAAGUUCAUUCCAUGGAUUCAAAGCAAUCCCAACACACCAGCGAAUUCUCGGGGUUAUCGGUUACCCAAUGGCCGUAUUCCUACCGCCGCUCAGCUCUCGGCUGAUCCAAGUGUGCUACCCCCGGUAGCCAAUGCUUCUGACCCCGUCGGUGCUGAGUUGGGAGAGGGGUUCGUGGAUCAGUUGCUAGACUUCACUCCCGAGCGCAUGCGUAACAUCUCCGCCAAUGUCUUCCGCGCUCAUCGCGAGGCUAUUGACCGAGGUCUGUUCCACUGGUCCGAAACAUCGUUCCUGAAAUACAAGCUCGGGCUGGACACAAACACGGUGGAUUUCCUGUCCGGCUCUGGAAGUUCACCCAUGUGGGGUGAAUGGUACGAUAGUGUCUAUUUCUCUGCGACAAAUUGGAGGACUAUUGACAAGGGACUGGAGUCUCUGCCGCGAGCCUUCGCUCCUCACGUUGAGGGCAAGAUCACAUACGGUCGUAAGAUCACCGGUCUGGACUACAACAACGAUACGUCAAAGGUGUCACUCACUUGGAGGGAGCAUCCGCUGGACAAAUCCACCAAGACGGAAGAGUAUGACUAUGCCGUCGUGGCUGUCCCUUUCUCAAAGGUCAGGCUCUGGAGAACGCCCACCUACUCCAGUCUACUGUCGCGAGCGAUUUCCACCCUGAACUACGCUCAGUCUUGCAAGGUCGCGCUUCACUACGAAACGAGAUUCUGGGAAAGUCAGGAGAAUCCCAUUAUGGGUGGUUGCGGAUCAGUCGACAUCCCUGGUAUCGGCUCUGUCUGCUAUCCGGCCUACAAGAUCAAUUCGACGGGUCCUGGUGUCAUUCUCGCCUCGUACGUCAGCGGUGUGCAAGCAAGGUCUGUUGCCGCACUGAGUGAAGAGGACCACGUUGCCAUGGUUCAAGAAGCCAUGGUGGAGGCGCAUGGCGAGAUUGCGAAUGAACAGUGGACUGGGGCGUACGAUCGACAAUGUUGGGAGGUUGAUGAGCACCAGGCUGGCGCAUGGGCCUCUCCUACCGUUGGGCAGCAGGAGCUAUUCAUUCCAGCUUAUCACAAGACGGAGUUGAACACUAUUUUCAUUGGCGAGCACACCAGCAUUACGCACGCCUGGAUCUUCUCCGCCCUCGAGUCUGCCGUGCGCGGUACUACGCAGCUUCUGCUGGAGCUUGGGCUGGUGGAUGAAGCCAAGCAAGUUGUUGACACGUGGAUGGCGCGGUGGAUUACAGUUUAG
Molecule: messenger RNA, 2016 nt
Organism: Emericellopsis atlantica
Lineage: Eukaryota; Fungi; Ascomycota; Sordariomycetes; Hypocreales; Bionectriaceae
Exons: 2
Coding region: 1-2016 (671 amino acids)
Biological process (GO): amino acid catabolic process
Molecular function (GO): polyamine oxidase activity; L-amino-acid oxidase activity
Source: RefSeq, a predicted model, not a curated record